Molecule: messenger RNA, 135 nt
Organism: Dentiscutata erythropus
Lineage: Eukaryota; Fungi; Glomeromycota; Glomeromycetes; Diversisporales; Gigasporaceae
Source: the annotation of a GenBank genome assembly
CGAAUCCAUCAGCAUUAAUUUUGUCUGGAGUAUUGAUGUUACGUCAUUUAGGAUUAGAUGAUUAUGCUUCCAGAAUUCAUAAUGCUGUUAAACAAACGAUUCAACGUGGAGCGGCUAAAACACCUGAUAUGGGAG